Nicotiana attenuata is the source of this 962-nucleotide messenger RNA. Its product is annotated as RING-H2 finger protein ATL78-like. Gene Ontology annotation, biological process: protein ubiquitination. Gene Ontology annotation, molecular function: transferase activity. The record is from RefSeq and is a predicted model, not a curated record. The transcript has a single exon. Lineage: Eukaryota; Viridiplantae; Streptophyta; Magnoliopsida; Solanales; Solanaceae. Bases 60 to 761 code for a protein of 233 amino acids.
CAAAGAAACAAUUCAAAGAAAAACACAAAUACACGUACACUUCCAACCAAAAGCUCUAUAUGGCAACUUCUUCAACUCUAUUCAUUCAAGAAUUCACUGAGAACUUCCACUACUCAAGAAGACUACUUCUAAUACCAACUACAGUACCACAAAACCACCCGGAGGCCACCAUGGCGCCACCUCCGGCCGCCGAAAUCAGCCACGUCAACACAUUUGAUGCAAAUGUUAUUAUGGUCUUGUCAGUACUUGUAUGUGCCUUGAUUUGUUCACUUGCCUUGAAUUCAAUUAUCAAGUGCGCAUUAAGGUGCUCCAGCCAGCUGGUAUCAGCGCCGGACUCAUCCUCAAACCAUAGAAAUCCUUCAGCACCAAAGCUAGCUAAUACAGGAAUCAAGAAAAAAGCCCUCAAAACAUUCCCGGUUAUAACUUACACUACUGAGUUGAAACAUCCAGGGCUCGACACUGAGUGUGUAAUUUGCCUAUCAGAAUUUGGAAUUGGAGAAAAAGUUAAGGUUCUGCCAAAGUGUAAUCAUGGCUUCCACGCCAAGUGUAUCGAUAAAUGGCUAAAUUCACACUCUUCUUGCCCUACUUGUAGGCAUUGCCUGAUUGAAACUUGUCAAAAAAUUGUUAAUUCUUCUACUACAAGCUCAAUUGCUAACCCUCAUAUACUUAGCAAUACCUCAUCUGCAGUACCAGUCCGAGAAACUAUCAUAAGGAUUGAACCUCUCCAACGUGAAGGUGUGGUGUCUAACAAUCAACAUUAGGUAGAUAUAUAGGAGUAUUAUUCAUUGGUAUGCAUCACACUCAAUUAGAAUUAGCUUAGCUUUUUACUUAAUAGUUUAGUUGUUUUUUUUUCCUUGUUGGAAGAGUUUUUGUGAGCUAUAGCUAGUAUGAGGCCAACGGCAGUGUAAUUUUCAUAUGAUUCAUUAGUCCUGCAAGUGUAUAUAAAAAUUAUAUUUUAUUUC